AUGGAGGUACAGCAUUUAGGUUGUGUAAAGGGGCACAGUGAGUGUAUCUGGUCAGUCGCCUGGAGCCCUGUCGAGUCUAUCUUUGCGACGUGUAGCUCGGAUAAAAGCGUGCGUAUAUGGCGCCUUAAGGAGCUCAAGGAUGGCGCAUCGUCCAAGGCUCAUCUCUGCGCCUCCUAUGAUGCCGGAUGUGGCAUGGAAUAUGACAUCGUUUUGGAGGCUGUGAUCGACAAGCAUUUCAAGAAGACUGUUCGGAGCGUGAGGUUCAGCGCUGAUGGAAGAUAUCUGAUCUGCGCCUCCUUCGACGGCACAGCAACGAUCUGGAGUCCAGAAAACGAUGACACAAGAGGCUGUAGUAAUGCAGACGCAGAAACUAUAGAUGAUUCGUCGUCUACCAAUGACUCUUCGGGUCUGCAGACGUGGUCAUGCCUCUGUGUGCUUGAGGGCCACGAAAACGAGGUGAAGUGCGCAGCGUUCGACUGCACUUCUACAUAUAUCGCAACAUGCGGACGUGAUAAAACUGUCUGGAUCCACCAACGUUCGUAUUCCAGCGCAGACAACGAUGCAUAUGAUAUCGCUCGCCUGCCACACGGCCCCAUGGAUGGAUCGCUGGAAUUCUAUUGCACAGCCAUAUUGACGGGUCAUACGCAAGAUGUUAAAUGCGUUUGUUGGAGUACCAAUGCCCUGCUGUUGGCUAGUUCGUCAUACGACGAGACGGUCCGGCUCUGGGGCCUGAUCCGUCAGGACUGGGUAUGCAUCCAGACGCUAAGCAUGUUUACGUCAACGGUGUGGUCGGUGUCUUUUGACGUAGAUGGUAGCCGUCUCGCGGCGGGUGCCGCUGACGGCACGGUGGUCGUCUUCCAAAGUGCAAAGGCACGUGAUUAUGUGGAACAGCUGACAGAGCUGCAACGUCAGGUUGCCUUCACGGGUACAAUUUUGAAGCUGGGCCCGAUAGACGUGGCGUUUUCGCACGAAAUGGCUAGGAAGACUAGCAAGGUCCGUGAUCACCAGCUAAAGAACCCGCUUAUUGCAGACGACUGGCAGCCUUGCCACUGCAUAGAAUCCCACCACUCUCGGCCGGUCUACUCCGUUGACUUAAACACAUUGCUGUUAACGGGCGGUGGCGACAAUAUGGUAAAGAUAAUGCAUCCCGGCGGUGACAAUGCCGGUAGACGAGUGCAGUUUGUGGCGCACAAUUCCGACGUGAACGGUGUGUCGUGGAAGCGCCACGACUCACGUCUACUGUUCGCGACUGUGGGCGACGACGAGUAUGUCAAGUUUGUGACGCGUCUCACAGCUCAUCCCGCCGGCCCUUUCACGAUUCACUUCUACGCGCCAACUUUCAAGUGGGGAAUUUCUAUAGCGAAUUUGGCCGAUAUAAACCGUCCCACGGACAAGCUAUCGCUACCGCAGCAGCUGGCCGUGAGCUGCACCGGUAUAAUUUGGUCGCGGUACAGUACCGUGAUCACUCCCGUUAACUACAACCUUCUUACGGGUGAGUCGAAUACGCGUCUUAUCAGCAUGAUUUAG
Molecule: messenger RNA, 1527 nt
Organism: Babesia ovata
Lineage: Eukaryota; Apicomplexa; Aconoidasida; Piroplasmida; Babesiidae
Product: WD G-beta repeat containing protein
Exons: 10
Coding region: 1-1527 (508 amino acids)
Biological process (GO): iron-sulfur cluster assembly; pyruvate import into mitochondria
Cellular component (GO): mitochondrial inner membrane; cytosolic [4Fe-4S] assembly targeting complex
Molecular function (GO): protein binding
Source: RefSeq, a predicted model, not a curated record